UUGGGUUCACUUCAGUAUCUCGCGAGUAGUAAACGAAAUCAGUUGAUUCAUAGAAGUGUGACGUUUUUGUUUUCAAUAUCUGUUUGAAUUGCAUUAAAAAAUCCCCGAGACGAUGGAGAAUGAAGAACAAAAAACACUAUUGGCUGUCCCAGCUAGAAUAUAUGAAGUUGGUUCAAUUUUAAGCUUCAAUAAAGCUCUUCAAGAAUGGCAAAAAUUUGCUGAGAUCAAAGAACGAGAAACUACUGAGUAUAAAGUGGUAUUUGUGGGAAACCUUCUUAUAUUUGUUGGUGGUUGGUACGAAAGUACAGAUGGCGGAAGCGAUGAAGUAUACUGCUACAAUUUGGAAACUAAGGAAUGGUCGGAUAUGCCAAGGCUACUGGAUUCACGUGAAGGUCUCUGUGUGGCGCAGUUAGAUGAUGUAAUAUAUGCCAUUGGUGGAGUUUCUCAAAGUUAUGAAAUUCUAAAGUCGGUUGAGCGAUACAAUCCGUCUAUUGGCAAAUGGGAGCCAGUCGCUAAUAUGCAGACUCCCCGCGUAGGGGCAGCUGCAGUCGCAUUGAAUGGAGAAAUCUAUGUAAUAGGAGGUUCUUUUGAAGACUACCUAAAUUCGAUGGAAUGUUACGAUCCAAAAACAAAUGAGUGGCAACAAUGCGCAGAUAUGGCCGAAACUCGUAAAUGGCUUAGUGCGACUGUGCAUAAGGGUUAUAUAUAUGUUUUGGGUGGUAUGAAUGUCGAAUAUCUUGACACCGUUGAGCGUUAUGAUCCCGUAAGCGAUGUAUGGACUAAGAUUAGCUCUUUAAGCGUUGGCAGAAAGAAUAUUUGUACUUUUUCGCUUGAUAAUACAUUGUGGUCCGUUGGAGGUCAGAAUGACGACGAAAGCAAUGUUGUGGAGUUAUAUGAUGAAGAAAAUGACAAAUGGCUCGAACAAAAAGCGCUGCCAGUCGGUGGUGUGUAUGAACAUCUUUGGGUACCGACAAAUUUAGCAAAUCAGCUCACGGAUAUGUGUUCAUAAAAUGUUAAUAAUUGUGUAAACUUACAAUACUUGUAAAACUGAUUUUUUUCAU
Zeugodacus cucurbitae (melon fly) is the source of this 1061-nucleotide messenger RNA. RefSeq names its product kelch-like protein 5. The transcript is spliced from 6 exons. Gene Ontology annotation, molecular function: protein binding. Lineage: Eukaryota; Metazoa; Arthropoda; Insecta; Diptera; Tephritidae. The record is from RefSeq and is a predicted model, not a curated record. The coding region runs from base 113 to 1009 and encodes 298 amino acids.